Electrophorus electricus (electric eel) is the source of this 2475-nucleotide messenger RNA. RefSeq names its product putative ATP-dependent RNA helicase DDX5. The record is from RefSeq and is a predicted model, not a curated record. Lineage: Eukaryota; Metazoa; Chordata; Actinopteri; Gymnotiformes; Gymnotidae. Gene Ontology annotation, molecular function: ATP binding; RNA helicase activity; nucleic acid binding.
AACUGACAGCAUUCGGAGAAGAUUUGCUGUCCGAAAAUGAUUAAAAAGAGUCCCGGCGCAGCGGAUUGAUAGGAAAGUAAUUUGCAUGAUCUCGUGAAGCGUUUGCCGGCGUAACCGACAUUUUCGUAACCGACGAAGGUUGAUCGAGAAGGAUCCAAUAUAUAAAUAUAUAUAUAUAGAGAGAGAGUGUAUUAUUUCUUUUGUGUUUACGUUUAGUCAUGCCUGGAUAUUCAGAUAGAGAUCGAGGAAGAGAUAGGGGGUAUGGGAGCAGCGCGCCUCGGUUUGGAGGCGGCCGAAGCGGUCCUCCGCCCGGUAAAUUCGGCAACCCGGGCGAGAGACUGCGUAAAAAACACUGGAACCUUGACGAGCUUCCAAAAUUCGAGAAGAACUUCUAUAAGGAGCACCCUGAUCUUACCCGGAGAUCGAUGCAAGAGGUAGAACAGUAUAGAAAGGCAAAAGAAGUUACAGUGAAAGGUCGAGAUUGUCCCAAGCCCAUCAUAAAGUUCCACGAAGCCGCCUUCCCCAAUUAUGUAAUGGAGGUAAUCAACAAGCAGUCGUGGACUGAGCCCACCCCAAUCCAGGCUCAGGGCUGGCCGCUUGCUCUUAGCGGGAAAGACAUGGUUGGCAUCGCCCAGACAGGCUCUGGAAAAACCCUCGCUUACUUGUUGCCAGCCAUUGUGCAUAUUAACCACCAGCCCUUCCUCGAGCAUGGGGACGGCCCAAUUUGUCUGGUCCUGGCACCCACUCGCGAGCUGGCCCAGCAGGUGCAACAGGUUGCUGCGGAGUACGGAAAAGCCUCUCGCCUGAAAUCAACAUGCAUCUACGGUGGCGCCCCCAAAGGGCCACAGAUCCGCGACCUUGAGAGAGGGGUUGAGAUCUGCAUUGCCACUCCCGGCCGUCUGAUCGACUUCCUGGAGGCAGGGAAGACCAACCUUCGUCGCUGCACCUACCUGGUGCUGGACGAGGCUGACCGCAUGCUGGACAUGGGCUUCGAGCCACAGAUCCGCAAGAUUGUGGACCAGAUCCGCCCAGACAGGCAGACGCUAAUGUGGAGUGCUACCUGGCCCAAAGAGGUCCGUCAGCUGGCUGAGGACUUCCUGAAGGAGUAUGUUCAGAUCAACAUCGGGGCCCUGCAGCUCAGUGCCAACCACAACAUCCUGCAGAUCGUGGACGUUUGCAAUGAUGGCGAGAAAGAUGACAAACUGAUCCGUUUGCUGGAGGAGAUCAUGAGUGAAAAGGAGAAUAAGACCAUCAUCUUUGUGGAGACUAAAAGAAGAUGUGACGAACUCACCCGGAAGAUGAGGAGAGACGGGUGGCCUGCCAUGGGGAUUCAUGGAGACAAAAGCCAGCAGGAGAGAGACUGGGUUCUGAACGAGUUCAAAUAUGGCAAAGCCUGCAUCUUAAUCGCGACAGACGUGGCCUCCCGUGGUCUUGAUGUGGAGGAUGUGAAAUUUGUCAUCAAUUAUGACUACCCUAACUCGUCUGAGGACUAUAUCCACCGAAUUGGCCGCACGGCCCGCAGUCAGAAAACGGGUACGGCCUACACCUUCUUUACGCCAAACAACAUGAAGCAGGCGGGCGACCUCAUCUCUGUCCUCCGCGAAGCCAACCAGGCCAUCAACCCCAAGCUCUUGCAGAUGGCAGAGGACCGAGGAGGUCGUUCCAGGGGCGGUCGGGGAGGCUACAAGGACGACCGUCGGGACCGGUACUCCAGUGGGGGUAGGAGAGAUUUCGGUAGCUAUAGGGAUAGAGAUGCUGACAGGGCAUACGGUAGUGGACCCAAGGUGCAAAACGGCAGUUACAAUGCCGGCAACAACUACAACAAAGCAAACGGUAGCGGCGGUAACUACACCAGUAACGGCUACGGCGCCAACGGCCAGGCCACCUAUGGCAGCGGGGGGAACCCACCGAAUGCAUUUGGGAAUCAGAACUUCCAGAACCAGCCAUUCCAAGGAAACCAAGCUCCAGCCCAGAAUGGAAUGAGCCACCCACCGUUCCCCUUUAACCCCCCUCAACCCCCUCAGCCUCACCAACAGCCCCCCCAGCCAAUGGUACCCUAUCCAAUGCCCCCUGCAUUCCCUCAGUAAACUAAGGCUGCAGACACACAAAGAUAGAAGUCAUUAUUAUUAUUAUUAUUAUUAUUAUUAUUAUUACUACUAUUACUGUUAUUACUAUUAUUAUUAUUAUUAUUCGUAUUAGUAGUAGUAUUGUUAUCCAUUUGUACUGUUUAUUUUGCUUACAGUGAGGUUGGCGGUAUGCUCAUUAGAGCACCCAGCCUGUUAAAACACAGCGUAAGUGAUCUUGAAGACAGCUGAACGUCAUUAAGUUUUUUUUCUCUUUCUUUUUUGUUACAUUCCUCAGUAAUUUAUUUUUUACUAGGAAAUGCACUUUUUUUGAUUUAUAUGUUAAUGUUUAGAAAUCUGAAAAGAGGACUAUGCAUGGACCCUUAAAAUAAAAGAGGCAAAAAAAACCUGA